Hypomesus transpacificus is the source of this 1711-nucleotide messenger RNA. It is a transcript of the gene plgrkt, whose product is annotated as plasminogen receptor, C-terminal lysine transmembrane protein. The transcript is spliced from 5 exons. Bases 483 to 932 code for a protein of 149 amino acids. The record is from RefSeq and is a predicted model, not a curated record. Gene Ontology annotation, cellular component: plasma membrane. Gene Ontology annotation, biological process: positive regulation of plasminogen activation. NCBI's taxonomy places the organism in Eukaryota, Metazoa, Chordata, Actinopteri, Osmeriformes, Osmeridae.
AAAAAGGAAACCGUUUUUGUAACUUCUUUACAAAAACAUUAGUAUUUAACGUUUAAGCCUAUGUAGCCUGGGUCUAUCUUCCGUGUAGUACUGAGACUGAACACUAAGGGGAGUCAUUCUAUAAAUGUAUUGAUAGGCUGGUUCAAACGGAAUCCAAAGCUAGACUUAACACGGUUAAACAAAAUACACUAUUGUAAACGGUCUUUGGUUAAGGCCGUGUUUACCUGUUUCGUGGUAAUAAAUGGUCAUUUUUUCAUUACUCAAUGAUUUUUUAGCAACUCCAACGCGCCGGUUUUCCCGUUGGCAGAAUGGGACCAAUGAGAAGACACGCUUAGGUUGUAUUUGGCGGAGCCCACCGUCAAGCGCUGUCAGUUUGGAAAGUGCAGUGACCAUGCCCUUGGAACUUCAAUGAAAACACAUAACUACUUUUUAGCAAUAUUAAGUAUACACCUGCAAAAUUCAAGGGCUGAGAUAACACCAUCAUGGGGUUCCUGCUGUCUAAAUCCAUGGACCAGAACUUUCAGAAGCAACAGGAGUUCAUGCUGCACAAUGCCAGACUUCAGAUGGAGCGUCAGAUCCUGAUGCAGGACCAGAUGAGGGAGAGGAUGGCGGCCAUGCAGAUUGCCUGGUCCAGAGAGUUCCUCAAGUACUACGGAGCCUUCUUCAGUCUAGCCACGCUGGGGCUGACCGUGGGUGCAAUAAAACAGAAGAGGCCGGCCUACCUUGCUCCCCUGGUCCCUCUCAGCUUUGUGCUAGCCUAUCAGAUGGACAUGGCCUACGGAACGUUAGUCUACCGGAUGAGGGGUGAGGCAGAGAGCAUCAUGGCCUCUGAACACGAUCGUCUGCCCAUGCCCCACGGGACUCCAACCUACGAGAGCAUAGAGAAGGCUCGCCGUGCUCGCAGUCACCUGACGUCACUCCUGGAGAAAUAACGCACACCUGACUUGGGGUGGGGUCCGUGGAGCCAGCCAUCCAAUCAGCACAGACCCCAGCACCUCCUUCCUUGAGGAUAGGACGAUUGAUUGGUUCACACCUUCAUUGACAGACAGUCCCAGUACCAAGCACAUAAACAAUGAAAGAGAUGAGCUGCAGGAGUUACUGUUCAUAUAUACAGGAGCUGCAUACAAGUCAUGCUAAAUUAGAAUCAUGUCACUGAAUCAUUCGUCCAGUACAGAAUUAGAAUUAAGUUAUUGGUAUUGUCCUAGUUCUAUUCUGUCCAAUGGUAUUACAUGUAUAUGGGUGCUGAUACUUAUUAUAUACAGUACUGGAUACAGUAAAUAUUAUACUGCAAAAUGGAGGUCACUGGUCAUGAUUGUGACAGCCACAAUGUGUCACCACUUUGGUAGCAAUAUGUGCAUUAACAGUGAAAAGUAUGCUCCGUAAAUUAGCCUACAGUUGCCUUUUUUGUUGAAUUAUUUAGGAAAAUAUGUCAUUGGGAAUGUGAUUAGCACCCAUGUUCUUUAAAAACAAACAACACUAUUUUUUUAUUCUAUCAUGUAGGCCUACUUUUAUAAUUUGCCUACAGAAGAGAAAAGCCCAAAUGACCGUCUAUAGCUCUUUAUGUAUACAUAUAGAGGCAGGGAAAAAUCUGUUUCCAUAUUGUCUGAAUCUUCCAUGAUGUCAGGUCAUUGUAUGAUAUGUACAUACUGUGCCUUUUUAAACGAAUAAUAAAGUCAAUUUCAGAGGGUUACUGGUCUUUAAUUCCACCCGA